ACAUUUUCAAAAUUGUUUUCUUUUAUGGAAUGUCAGAAUUUUCUGUCACAAAAUUUGUAUCUGCGUAAAGCGGCGAAAAUUCCCAAGGGCGUUACCUUAAGUCGUUAAAAAUUAUUUUCGCCAAGUGCGUACCAGGACGAAAUCCAAUCUCCUGCAACCAGUUCCGGCCAAUCAUCCGGCCUGCCACCUGUGCGACACACUUCAUUCGAUUGCCGAGAUUGUCGAAGGCUUAGAUUGAUGCCCGACGGCUUGCCGAAAACUCUGCGAAACAUUUUCAAAAUUUUAGUCUCUAAAGGGAUUUAAGAUCCACGUCGUUUAAAAGCUCGCAUCCAGAAAUGACGCUACUUAGCUGUCCGGCCCCUGUGGGGCUCAGCCGUGCCAAAAAUAGUACCCACUCGCAAACCAAUCAGUCCAUGAAGCGGAUCAGUUGGCGGAGAUUGAUGUCGGUGCUGCCCCAAUCGGUGGUGCUGCCGCUGGGAUAUGCCCCGCUGGCGAGAGCGCCACUCGACUUGAAGAGCCUCUUUUUGGUCCAGAGGCGCCUCCAGGAAGACCUGCUGGGCUGUGAGGCUCUGUGGACCAUGUUUGUGGCUGCCGCGCUCAGCUAUCGCUACAAGACCCGCCUUCGACCAUUUCCGAGAAGUUGCCAGAGCAUCGAUCACCUGUGCCGCGUCCUGGCGGAUGUGCCCAGGCUAGAGACCCUCCAUGAGAAUCUCCUACUCUGCGACUACCAGUCCUGUACCCCAAAUGUGGUUCGCCUGCUGUCGGAUGUCUUGGUGGAUCAGGCCGAUCGGGUGUCCUUGACCUCCCUGCGUCCCAGGGAGUUCGAGGAGCUGUACAACCACCUAGGCAUGCCCACACCCGACCGUGCCCCCACUCAAAUAUUCGAGGUGCGAUCCGGGAAAGAGAAUCGACGGGCGGCGGCCUAUAGCCUUUUGAGCAAACAGAAGAAGGAGUGCGUCCGACUGGGUUUCUGUGGCUGCCCGCUGGAGAAGCUGUACGCUCUCCUCAACGCCGAAUGCCUGCCCGAAGGCAAGUACCUGGAGCUGACUAGCGAUGUGAACGAGGCACUGUCCCGGAGCAAGCCCCAGGCGGGACUGGGUGGCUCCCUGUGCGGUUCCAUAAUCCGGUGUGUGGCUGUGGUGGAGUUUGUGUUCCAAGGCAACGAGACGAGUCCGGACAAGAGACAUGUCAUCGUGCGUGAUGCGGAUACCAUGCAGGUCUCCUACCUGAUGAUCUAUGGCCAGAGCUGUGAGGAGCACGAGGCCGAGAUGGAACUGAUGACCCUGCCGGGUCGAAAGCUAAUCAAUUGGAUUGGCAGCUUCGAACAGGAUGCCCUGUCCGUGGGCGUCGGCCUGCUGAUAGUCUCCUCGAUGGCACAUUUCGGCAGCAGCUUCUUUCGACUUUUCGCCCGCACUGGCUUUCACAUCCUGAAGCGAGGAUUGCUGUGACAACUAUUAUUUGCUGGCUAUGUCCGUGUCCAUUCCCUGUGACCUUCGACUGUCAAGAGGAUUUUUAUUACCGACUUUAGUCUGUCGAUUUCACAAACUAAACUCGAUAAAGAAUAAAAAUCCUUUUGCCAGUUGCUGGCACAGGCGUCAAGUUAUGUGCGAAAUGAAAUCGAUCUGUGUUGAAAACA
Messenger RNA from Drosophila bipectinata, 1636 nucleotides. RefSeq names its product Poly(ADP-ribose) polymerase 16 (gene Parp16). Gene Ontology annotation, cellular component: nuclear envelope; membrane; endoplasmic reticulum tubular network. Gene Ontology annotation, molecular function: kinase binding; protein serine/threonine kinase activator activity. Lineage: Eukaryota; Metazoa; Arthropoda; Insecta; Diptera; Drosophilidae. Gene Ontology annotation, biological process: endoplasmic reticulum unfolded protein response. The record is from RefSeq and is a predicted model, not a curated record.